GACACUUCAGUGAGAGAUGCUUCAGUAGACUGGAGAGCAUGGAUUCAGACUGGCAGAGGUCUACGGGCAGCUGUCUUGCCCCGCCAAGGUUAAAGUCUGCUGUGUUAAGUGAUGAGGAUUCGAGGAAGAAUUACUACCCUGUUGGGACCAAUGUGAGUUAUGUCUGUCGCCCAGGGUAUGAGAGAACUGAACUGAGUCCUGUCAUUACUUGUCUUGAAAAUUUAACAUGGGCGGAAGCCCCUGAGUUUUGUCUAGGAAAAUCUUGUGGUGUUCCAAAAAGCCCAGAACAUGGCAGACUUGUUGAUGCAACAAAUAACCGGUUUGGUGCAAAAGUAAACAUACUUUGUGAUGAUGGAUACCGAGUAAAGGGGAGAACUUUCAUCCAGUGUUUGCUUAAAGGAGAUCAAGUUGAAUGGAGUGAACUUCCAACUUGUGAAUUGAUUACUUGUUCUCCUCCUCCUAAUAUUACCAAUGGGAUGCACAAUGGCAACAAUGGGGAAAUCUUUGUCUAUAACUCAUCGGUAACUUACAAAUGUGGUGAUAAUUUCUCACUUACUGGAGAGGCCUCCAUUCAGUGUACAACUAAAGAUAACAUCAAUGGAGUCUGGAAUGGGUCUGCCCCUGAAUGCAAAGUCAUAAUUACUACGGACAAACCCACAACUGUCCCUCCCGAAGGAACAGAAGUAACUGGCACUUCCUCAGGUUCUGCACUGAACACAGCUGGCAACUCUACUGCACCUGAAGGUGGAGGGCUUGGCAUACUCAUUGACAUAGGCAUUGGCACCAGUAUUGGUAUCGUCGUUCUUGGUGCAGUUGCUGCAAUUAUACCACUGGCAGUUUUGAAGAAAAAUAGGAUGAAGGUUGGUGCAGGUUAAUGGCUUACAAAUUAACAGACAAUAUUGGAAGAAGAGAAUGGAAAAGUUUUAGGAAAUAAGCUUCAUACAUUUGCACUGAAUUUCGGUAGUGAAAAUAGACCCCUCUCAGGCACUUUCACUACAACUUUUCUCCUUUGAACUGGACUUGUAACUGGAAUCCACUGCAUUUGAAAAAAGUAAAGGAAGUGGAUCAUCCCUUUUGUCUUUAAAAACUGGUUUCUGAAGCAAGCAAAGGCAGUUGGCAGCAUCAAAAUUACUUGCUGUUCUGUACACGCAGCUGGCUCCUUAUUCCAUCUCUCCAUAGUGCUAAAUGUUUCACCUGUUAAAGAACAUGUUGGCCAUCUGAGCGUGGCAUAGUUUGGAUUGUGGGUUUUAGCUGAAGGUGGCAAGAGAGCCUGUUUAGAUGCCUGCUUACAGGCUUCCAUCGUGAUGUGCGUAAUAUUAGUCUUUAAACCUAAAUGUCAAGGUGCCAGACUCUAAAUGGAAUGUUGUGGAUUCUUGAUGUGACCUUUCUUCAGAUUUAGUCUUCAGCUACAGAUGUUUGUUGAAGUGAGAAUCUCUUCAGAUAAAUCCACCUUUCGUUCCCAGCUCUAUAACUUCAGUUUCUUUUUACAAAUUUGAGAUAUAGUGUCUCCCCUAAGAGAAAAGAGUGAAGUGUUUGAAUUUACGUGGGGUUCCAGAGAUAUUCAGAAUACUCGUCACUGAGUUUUUAAUAAAAUGUACUGAAAAUAAGGCAUCCUGUUUCUUUCCCACAAUCAACUAGCACUUUAUAAGAAGUAAGCAAUGAAAUCAAAAGUGUACUCCAUAGCAAGUUCUCCAGUGGUUUAGUGACUAAAUUAAUGUUUGUUUAAUUUAAUGUUUUAGUAAUAAAAUGUCUUUGGAGGUCUGAAAACAAGCUUUUUAAAUUCAGGAAAUGGCACUCUCUGCUGGUAAGAUGGAGGUGAUUGUAACCCAAUACAUUAUUAUAACUUAUUUUAUAAUUUAAAACUUUUAUAUUUUUUAUAAUCCCAGCUAUGUUGAGUUUUGCAUAAAUCUUUCCACAGGUGGUGAAACUGUAACUGAAGGAAUUUGUGGGAUUUAUGAUGUCAUCUUUUUAAUGUAU
Molecule: messenger RNA, 1977 nt
Organism: Mauremys mutica (yellowpond turtle)
Lineage: Eukaryota; Metazoa; Chordata; Testudines; Geoemydidae
Product: complement decay-accelerating factor-like
Exons: 10
Coding region: 39-875 (278 amino acids)
Biological process (GO): negative regulation of complement activation, classical pathway
Source: RefSeq, a predicted model, not a curated record